This is a messenger RNA of Daphnia pulex (common water flea), 7331 nucleotides long. RefSeq names its product cadherin-87A-like (gene Cad74A). Gene Ontology annotation, biological process: homophilic cell-cell adhesion. Lineage: Eukaryota; Metazoa; Arthropoda; Branchiopoda; Diplostraca; Daphniidae. Gene Ontology annotation, molecular function: cadherin binding; calcium ion binding. The record is from RefSeq and is a predicted model, not a curated record. The coding region runs from base 1528 to 7194 and encodes 1888 amino acids. The transcript has 33 exons. Gene Ontology annotation, cellular component: plasma membrane; catenin complex.
UUUCCGCAGCUGCAGGUUGUGUUCACUGUUCACGUACUCAUUUCAUGCUGAUUUGUGAUCAUCUGUGGUUGGAAUAUUGAAUUUAUCUCCCAUAUUUUGCUUAGGAAAUUAUCAGCAUGGAUUCUGGCUCUCCACUUUUGUUUAGACAGCCUAAUAAACCUGGAGGACCUAGAAAGAGGCCAUUCAGUGUUACUAACACUGGCUUAUUGUCUGACUAUUCAAAUGAGAAUUCUGAUGAUUACAACAUUCUUUCGGCUUUGGGAAUGAAGGAUAGAGAUAUUUUCCAGAGUCCUGAGAGUACCAAUCUGUUGAUGAAACGAGAGAAUGAAACAUUGGAAAAUUUCAAAGUCCCGAUUUCAGGCUCAGUUGCUGGUGGUCAGUCACCCUACUUUAAUGUGACAAAUACUCCAACUAAAAAAUCAACCAUUCAAGAUACCCAAGUGGUCAAACCAUUAAAUACUGAGUCUCAUGAAGCUGGUGCAACUCCCAGCAAUGCAGUCACUCAAAAAGAGCAAAUGCCGAAAGUGCAACCAACAGCAUCCAUCCCAAUAAUGAACAAAGAGAACAAUGUUGAAGAAAACAAACCAAGAAAGCUCAGACCAAUUGGGGAAUAUACAGUUUCCUCUUUGGACAAAGAAUUCCAAGAUAUUAUGGAUUAUCUCAAGCAAGAAAGAGAACGAGACCAACAACUGUUUUUGCAGUGCUCAAAAGCUCUACGUGAAAAGACUGAGAGCAUUAUUGAAAACUUGGACAAUAUCAUCAAGGGUCGGUACCAAUCACUGGAUGAAAAUUUGAAUUCUGUUAUACAGGAAUUUGAGAAGGAAUGGGAAUCUGGAAGAAAACUAGAAGAAGAGUUCAAUGUUUUGAGAAACCAUAUGUCGUCUAUUAUGAACAACAUUUUGCAAGACCCUUGCUUGGAAUAAGAUGUUAACUGCCACCCAAAAGUUCUGAAUUACCUGGUGCCGCAGUGAGAAGAGCGCAUUUAUUGGAGUUCCCUUUUUGUCGAAGGCUAUUCAGCGCACCUUUAUGUCUGCAAGCUCUGCUAGAAGGAAUUCGACAUAAGUAUGACCUUGAUUGCCCGAGGCAAUUUCUCGGCAGAAGAACUACCUGCCCUAACGCCAUUUGGGAAAAGUCAGUCUCAAAGUAUUGACGUCUAAGACAGGACUCGAGGCGUAGAGCAGCAGGUUUCUACGAAGUUAAAUUCUAAAGUGUUUGAACUCUGUAAUUUAAAAACCAAAAAAUCUAUUGUUCUCUGUAACAUAUAUAGCGAAUAACAGGUGGUGAAUGACAUUUGGAGAAAGUGCAACAUGAUUUCUACAACAAGUGAUUUCAACGAAAGAGGAUAACGCUAUCUCUUAUUUUCAACCACAUUGUUUUCUAGCCUGGAAUAUUCCUUAAAAUGUGAUGAAAGUGUUACCUACUAAACAAAGUGAAACAAUAAGAUAGUGUAAAAACCUUUAACAUUGUAAACAACUUAGUAUCCUUAAAUUUGUUUUUAAGGUUAUUGACACCACAUAAUAGAAGUUUAUGAAAAUGUUGAACUGCCUUGUAGUAUUGUUGCUAUGUUUAUUGGCAAACCCAUUGUCUGGUCAAAAAAGUUUGUUUGAAUCUGAAAUUGUUGGUGAUGAAAACCGUAAACUUAAUGUUGGAGUUAACCUGCCUCCAAAAUUCCUUCCUGGGGGAGACAUGGAUGGAUUUUCUCUUCCAGAAGACACAGCUGUUGGAACCAUUGUUUAUCGAUUAAGAGGUGAAGACCCUGAAGGAUCAAGAGUUGCAUACAGCAUUAGUGGAGACCAUUUGAGUGUUGUGAGAAAUACUGGAGCUGUGACAUUAGUUAAAGCUUUAGAUCAUGAAGCCACUGCAAUGAUAGAAGUUAUUAUAACUCUAACAGAUGAAAAGGGUCCAACUGCUGAACCUAACAUAGUUAGUAUCCGCCGUGAGAUUACUGUAGAAGAUAAGAAUGACAAUCCGCCCAAAUUUUCUGAAUCGUCAUACACUUUCUUUGUCAAUGAAACUGUGGGAGUUAACACCCAAGUGUUCAAUAAAAUCCUCAUUUCGGAUGCAGACUCUGGGAGCAACGGAGAAAUCAGAUUGACUUGCUUAAAACAGAAAUCACCAGAAGGAUGCGAGAAAUUUGGAGUGAGAAGUCAGCGCAUUGCGCCGGGAAAAUUCGCUGGCAUCCUGACUGCACGAAGUGGCCUGAACUACGAAGAAAACAGCCGUUUCACGCUCGUUUUGCAGGCUGAAGAUCUGGCAAAAGAGCCUGGAGCUGCCUUAACCAGUACAGCUACUGUAAUGGUCGAAGUUCUUGAUGUUCAAGACCAGCCUCCAGUGUUUUUAAACGCACCCUAUCGACCUGUCAUUCAUGAGAACAGUCCAGCCGGCCAUUCACUAAUGAAAGUACUCGUGCGAGACGGAGACACUGGUCAACCUCGAGAUUUACAGCUUGACAUCGUCGACGACCCUCUAGGAUAUUUUCGUGUAAGUUCAUUCAAGAUGAAUGACAACAUUGGAACUGCCAGCAUUGUGGCAUCUGACAACCCAAUUGAUCGCGAGGAUCAAGUUAUACUGCGGAACGGAGGCACCUAUUCAUUUGGGUUGAAGGCAAUUGAGUUGAUUGACAAUAAGCCUAUAGGCGAUUUUACCGUAGAAAAUGUCACCGUGAUGAUCAUCGAUGUUAACGACCAACCUCCUGUAUUUAAUCAGGCACAAUAUUCAAUCGGAAUUCCUGAAAAUCUCGAUAUUGGGGAAGCAUUGCCUGGUCUUGAUAUGACAGUUUCGGAUUCGGACACUGGCGUACAUAGUCAAUUUGGGUUAGAGUUGAUCCCGUUGCGAAAUGCCGACAAUAUCUUUGAGGUUCACCCGAUGUCUGCCACAGGCCGGACACCUGUUCUUAUCAAAGUUACCGGAGCUGAUAAGCUCGACUAUGAGAACCCUGAUCGGCGGGAAAUGGUUGUACAAGUCAUAGCUCGAGGUGGAGGCAGACGUCUCUCAUCUACUGCCACACUGACCAUCCUGUUAGUCGAUGUUAACGACAACAUCCCGAUCUUCGAUGAGUCUUCCUAUAGUUUCAAUGUGGUUGAGAAUUCCGCACCUGGCUCGUUAAUUUCAAGGCUGAGUGCUACGGAUGCCGACAGCGGUGUGUUCGGACAAUUACGCUACGAGUUACGUGGCUUUGGAGCCGAGCGCUUUUCUGUUAACUCGUCUACCGGUGACCUGACAGUUGGAGUAUGCGGACUUUCGACUUGUUUAGAUUAUGAGGAUCAGGACAUUUUUACUUUGACCUAUACUGCCAUUGACGGAGGGGGGAAAGCAACAUCAGUGCCGCUUACUAUUAGAAUUGAUGACGUUAACGACAAUCCGCCCGUUUUCGAGCAAAAUCAAUACAGGCGACUCAUCCAAAAUAGAGCUCUUGACUUCGAUCCACAAUUAGUGGUUAAGGCUACAGAUAAGGAUAGUAUUCGGAAAGGUCAUUCACCGCCAAUUCAAGAUGGCAGGAUUUCCUACUCCAUUGUGGCAGGCAACACUGCAGACAACUUAUUCAAUAUUGGGCGCGACAGUGGCAUUCUUGAUGUUACUCGUCCUAUCAAUGCCACUGAAUUGGGCGAGGUUAGAUUUGUGCUCACAGUGCGAGCGACCGAUUCCGGCACACCACCCCAGCAUGCUGAUACCGUGGUGACAAUUACGGUGGGGGCUGUCGAUGGAAACGAUCCCCCCAUUUUCCAACAGAACCAAUAUCACGUCAACGUUGUCGAGCGGGCAACGCCAGAUUCAUUUGUUAUUCAGCUAAAUGCUACUGAUCCGGAUGGACCUUCAGAUAAUUUGCGCUAUCGCGUCGUCGGAGGCACAGCCGUCGAUUGGUUCACCAUUGAUGAAGUGUCAGGAAUCGUUCGGGUUGCAAGAGGUGGCGCUCUCCAAUGGGAUCAAGAAGCUCCUCUUCUUACUCUGGCAGUAGCUGCAGUUGACCAGGGCCAGCCACUUGCUCAAUCAGCUACCGCAACAAUCACCAUACAGGUGGAAGACAUCAACGAUAAAUCACCAAACUUUGAUAAACAACUUUUUAUCCAUCACGUAGCCGAGGUUACACCUGUUGGAACUCGGGUACUGGCUUUAGGUGCCAGUGAUCCCGACACUAGCUCACAAUUAAGAUUUCGAUUAACUGAGCCAUUUCAGAUGAGAAAUAAAGGAGGUUAUUUGCGCGACGAAGUUGAAAGCGAGUACUUCUCAAUUUCCGAAUCAACCGGUAUCUUGACCCUUACGAAGCCGCUCGACCACGAGAAUGCUGCUGUUGUUAUGUUCCGAGCGGAAGUUACAGACAUGAAUGCUAAUGCAGAAUAUCCCAAUCAAACGGAUUUCGCUGAGGUUGCAAUUUAUGUUCAAGCGCAUACUGAUAACGGACCUAUAUUCUCACCGCCGUGGUCUCCAGCUCACCCGAUUAUCAGAGCGGAAGUGGUUGAAGAACAAGAUCCGGGCAUCAUUUUUCUCACUCUUCAAGCACAUGAUCCUGUCACUGGUCUUCUUAUAUCUCAUUUUGAGCUUGUGGCUGAACCAAAACCAAUCAGCGAAAGCUUAACGAGGAGUCUUCCCGAUUCAGGAACACCACUCGAAUCUUUAUUUGAUCAAAUUCGCUUCAACGAAACUGAAUCCAUGAAUGAUACAACGAAUUCAAUGCUGGAUCCUGGUAUUUCGUCGCUGAUCGAACUCAACAAAUUAACUGGGGAACUAACUUUUAAAAGGCGCAUCGAUUAUGAAGAAUUAGCCAACAAGACUCUGCAGUUUCAAGUUCAGGCAAUCGCUGGGGAAGCGGAGGAUAAACGAAUGAGUUUAGCGACAGUGAAACUUGAUAUAUUGGAUGCCAACGACAACAGUCCAACGUUCACUGAAGAGGAGUAUAAGGUGAAAAUAUCCGAAUCCAUUCACCAUCCAGAUGUUUUGGUAACAGUAUCAGCCACAGACAAAGAUUCUGGGAAAUUUGGACAGAUCUUGUAUUAUGUUUCGGGCGAUGGAGCCGAUCUAUUCGUCAUCGAUGAUCCAACUAAUGGAAUAGUCCGUGUGGCUCCGAACGUUUCACUUGAUCGAGAGAAACAACCCAGUUACACCUUUACUGUCAUUGCUGCGGAUCAACCGCAGGGCAGUGAAGAGCAAAAGCGCUCCUCUGCUUUGGUAAUGGUAGAACUGAUUGAUGUGAACGACAAUGCUCCUGCUUUUACCCAACCUUCCUACACUGCCGUUGUUCCGGAGAACGCCCCGCUCGACUGGAGCGUCUCCCAAGUAGAAGCCUUAGAUCCUGAUGAACAAGAUGGAGGAAUUGUCGAAUAUAGUUUAGUGAACGAAGGCAGACUAGAAGGUUUGCUGACUGUAAUGCCCAACACUGGAAGUAUCAUUGUUAAGGGACCUUUGACAGGAAAAGGGCGUUCGGAACCUUAUGUGUUAACCGUGAGAGCUCAAGAUAAGGGCGAUUCUCCUUUGUUUUCCGAUAUCGACAUUAACGUCUACGUAGGCGAUAUUACUCCCAAUGACGGUGUACCAUCUUUUGUGAAGCCUUCGUUUGAUGAAAAAGCCUUUAUAGUUGAGGAAGCGCCUGUUGGAAGCAUUGUAUUUCAAGCAUUGGCGAUUGAUCCGGAUGAUCCGGCUACACCCAACGGACGUCUCACUUACAAAUUCCUGGAUGAUGGGACACUCGGAAGCGAUCACGCCUUCUUUGAAAUUCAUCCAGCUACGGGUGUUGUGACCACCAAAGCUCGCCUCGAUCGCGAAACCAAAGCUAGUUAUACUCUUAUCUUAGUUGCCAGAGAUCAGGGGACACCGUCACAGCAAGCUACUCGAAGGUUGAAUAUUAUUGUGAAAGACAUCGAUGACCACCCACCCCAGUUUAUUCGCACCCCGUACGAUGGUCCAUUGCAAUUCAGCGUUCUAGAACAAGUGGAUCCCGGUUGGUGUGUCGAUCAAUUAAAAGCUUCAGAUCCUGAUCAAGGAGAAAAUGCUGCAAUUGAAUAUCUAAUUAUUUUUGGAGAUGAUGCCGGUGUAUUUACUCUUGAACGGAAUCCAGACAACCUUGUCCGACUUCUGGUUAAAGGUACCAUCGACCGCGAAGUGGUUGACAGCUACCUGCUAACAAUCAAGUGCUUCAAACCAGCGGAAAAGCCGUCUGAAUUGCGGAAGAUGUACAACCCUCAAGAUACGUCUGAAAUUCAAGUAAAGAUCACAGUCAAAGAUAUCGAUGAUAAUGAUCCUGUAUUCACCCAGACAAACAUCACUACCGGUGUGCGUCUAAAUGCCCCACUGCACACGGAAGUGGUACGACUGGAAGCCAUCGAUCCGGAUGCUGAAUCUGGCCCUGUAUUUUAUAAGCUGCUUAACGUUAGCUUUAUACGUGCUCACCACUAUGCAUCAAGUGGAGGAGACACGCAGAUAGAUUCAUCGUCGGCUGUGUCCAAAACGUUUGAUUUGGACACUAGUACCGGUUUACUGACCACUAGCCAAACUUACGGACUUUUCGUUGACGGAUAUUUCUUACUUCAUGUCUGUGCCUGGACUGGGGAAGAAAGUCGUUCGGACCGUAAAGCAUUUAAUACGUUGAAGGUGUACAUUUUACGAGAUUCUGAGCUGAUGAAAUUUGUUUUUACCAAACCUCCUCCGGAUGUGAAACCUAUCUUGGCUGAUUUCCGACAAUCAGUUGAACAAAGCCUCGAAUUGCCACUUACAUUAAAUUUAUACGAAUCUCAAUUUUAUUCCCGCGACGGAGCCUUGGACUUCUCCAGUACUAGUUCCUGCUUUCAAUUGGUCGGCAAAGACCAUGUUUUUGACUUGAAAGAUACCGAAUUACUUCUUAACGCGGAGCGUAAUCAACGGCUUCGUAGCGUCUACGACAAAUUUUCAGUCGCUAAUCUAGAGCGCUGUGUACCCCGCGGAACUUUGUACGAGAUAAACAACCUCGAAAUUUGGUUGCUUGUUAUUGGUUGUCUGAUUGGUGCCAUGGCACUCAUCGCAGCCCUGACUACAUGCUGUCUGUUUACCAGAUACGAAUCGAGAAUGAAGAAAUUAAAUCCUGGCAUUCAGGUAACUGGGCCGUCUGGAACGGGAACAAGGAGGUCUUCAUCGAUUGCUCAACCUCACGCUUCGUUAUUGAAUCUGAGCCCUGAUAGCCAGAUAUAUUACGAUGGUCAUUCGUCCCUUGCCAGAUCGGUUCUGUAAUAUGAACAGAAUGAACAGAAGGACGGUCUUUUAUCAAGUGCAAUCGCGCGUGUCGUUAUUUACUUAAAACACGACUUGUGUUUGUGAUUAACUUUACCAUCUAAACUUUUGAACUCAUAAACGUUAUUUAGAUGUCA